GUUUGAAAACAGUCAAAUUCUUUAAUUGUUUGAUGUUGAGAUUGAGUUAUAUUGUUUAUUCCCAUCAAAUUUGAAGGUGCAUGUCGUCGUGGACUUAACAAACCACUGGCAUGCCGUGUUAUAAUUUUAAAAGCAUAACGGUUGUACCGUCGUCGAAAGAUUUUAUCGACAUAGUUCUGUCGAAAACACAAAGAAAAACCCCUACUGUUAUUCAUCCUCAGUAUGCUAUCGGACGUAUUAGGCAUUUUUACAUGCGCAAAGUUAAAACAUGUCAGCAAUUUUAUCACGACAAGUUGCAGACAAUUCUGUCGGAAUUCCCUAAGGUUGAAAAUAUACACCCGUUUUACGCAGAUCUCAUCAAUGUCCUCUACUCUAAAGACCACUACAAACUCGCACUGAGUCAGCUGAACACAGCCAAAAAUUUAAUCGAUGGGAUUGCACGAGAUCAGGUUAAAAUAUUAAAGUAUGCUGAGUCUCUAUACCAAUGUAAAACACUCAAAAGAGCAGCUCUUGGAAGGCAAGUUAGACAGGCCAUACCUUAAUUUUAGUUAGAAUGUGUACGGUGAUAAAGCGGCAGUCAGACAACCUAAAGUUUUGGAAGACACUCGGCAACACAUGUCAAGGUUACCAUGUAUUGACCCAGAUACACGCACACUUAUUCUUUGUGGUUUCCCGAAUGUUGGAAAGUCCAGCUUUAUAAAUAAGAUAACUCGAGCUGAUGUUGAUGUCCAGCCGUUUCCAUUCACAACUAAGUCUUUGUUUGUUGGACAUACAGAUUAUAAAAAUUUACGAUGGCAAGUAAUUGAUACACCUGGUGUACUGAACAGACCAUUGGAUGAACAUAAUACCAUUGAAAUGCUGUCUAUUACAGCACUUGCACAUCUACAAGCUGCUGUAAUUUACAUAAUGGAUCUGUCUGAACAAUGUGGUUACACUAUACAACAACAAUUAACGCUAUUUCAAAACUUGAGACCCCUUUUCCGAAACAAGCCACUUGUCAUCGCUGCUAAUAAGGUUGAUAUUCGACCAUUUGAGGCACUAUCUGAAGAAGACAAAUUUGCUAUUCAGAAUAUUGCAUAUCUACCCGUUGAAGGACAAGACAGCAGAAGAGAUCCAGAUAGACCUUUCUUUGUAGAGAUGUCCACUGUUACAGAAGUCGGUUUAGUAGCUGUUCGUUCGGUUGCUUGCGAUGAUCUGUUGGCUCAACGUGUUCAGGCGAAGAUUCGUUCUGCAGCUGUUCCUGGUAGUAAUCUUGAUAUUUCUAGUCGAUUGUAUAUAGCAAAACCGAAAUGUGAUGGAGACAAGGCUGAGAUCCCCGAUCGUCCACCUAUUGUUCCUGAUGGUGUUCUUGCUAAGCAAAGAAAGCGUGUUAUGAAACGUCUUCAUGCCUCUGCUGCACUUCGAGCUGACCUAAUACAGCCUACUGAAGAAGAUACUGAUCCAUCAAAGCGCCGUCGUACAAUGCGUGAUCGUGAGUUGGAGGCUGAUCCAGAUGAAGGCUUCAUAUUGAAUCUUAGAGAACAUUGGCGUAUAACACACCCUGAAGAGGCAAAUGAUGUUAUUCCAGAAAUUUUGAAUGGACAUAACCUUAUCGAUCUUUUCGAUCCUGAAAUUGAAGAAAAAUUGAACGCUUUAGAAGAACAAGAGGCUGCAUUAGAAGAUGCUGGAUUCUACGAUGAUUCUGAAUGGCAUAAAGAUGAAAAUGACCCAGAAAUGAAGAAGAUAAGAGUUACUGCAGCAAAGAUUAGAGAAGCACGAGCUUUACGUGUUUUGGAAUCUCGAGCACGUAAACAAGUACGACGACCACAAGUACCGCGUAGUGUUCGUUCCGUCAGUGCACACAAAAUUCAUCAAGACCUUGGAGCACUUGGUUUGGAAGUGGACAUGCAUGAAGCGGGUGAGCGCGGUCGAACAAUGAAGAAAGCAGCUAGAGCGCGUAACGCCACACCCAAUAAGCAUCGUGAAGCUUCAAUUGCACGUGCCUCGGUACCAAGGUCUAAGUCUGGUCUACGAGACGAGAAGAUGUUCGAUACCGUCAAGCGCAUGUCUAAAUUAGCUCAACGAAAGAAAGUGACUUUAUCACGCAAAGGAGAAGGAGAUCGUCAUAUUCCUACCUUGAAACCGAAACAUUUGUUUUCAGGAAAACGUGGUACUGGGAAAGCUGAUCAUCGUUAACUUAUUUAUUUUAUGCUAUUUUUUGAAGAAAAAGAACUGUAUUGUGGAAUAUGACAGGAAUAAUUACUUCUUUGAAAUUAAAAAAAAUAAGAGCAAUUGGACGUUUUGAGUAAGUUUAGUUAAAAAGGAUAUCGAAGUAUAAAUCACGUGUUCCUUGGUUUUUUGAGAUAGUCCCUAGUAUGAA
Messenger RNA from Heterobilharzia americana, 2359 nucleotides. The record is from the annotation of a GenBank genome assembly. NCBI's taxonomy places the organism in Eukaryota, Metazoa, Platyhelminthes, Trematoda, Strigeidida, Schistosomatidae.